This is a messenger RNA of Penicillium concentricum, 1941 nucleotides long. RefSeq names its product tpr domain-containing protein. The record is from RefSeq and is a predicted model, not a curated record. Bases 1 to 1941 code for a protein of 646 amino acids. Gene Ontology annotation, molecular function: protein binding. Lineage: Eukaryota; Fungi; Ascomycota; Eurotiomycetes; Eurotiales; Aspergillaceae. The transcript has a single exon.
AUGGAUACCGCAAACGUGCUCUACCUGACCCCUGAUGAAGCGUCGCGCGUACAGGACACGCUUAGGGAUUUAUCCAAGAAAUGUCGAAAGCAGCGCGGUGAGCCCCGGGAGGCCCGGAACCGCAAGGGUGAGAUCCAGCAAGCCGUGUCAAUGUCGCUAUUUCAGGACCUCAGCUUGUCCUUUGGAGGCGGCAGGUCCAACAACAGCAUGGUCGCCUAUACCACCGGUGAACAGUACCCACCUUGCUUGAAGGACGUGUCGCAGCUCGAGCCCAUGGAGCUCUCCGAGCUGCGCAUGGAUACGCAUCACCGCGGCAAGAAACUUAUUCUGCGCCGAGUGUCGCCCGUCGUGGAACUUCAACUGUCGUCCUGGACUGUCGUGCAGACAGACCAGCGGUCCGAAGACGUAGAGCGCUUGGAAAUCUUCAUCCACAAGUCGCAUCACGGCCAAGACGUCCUGGAGGCGGGCAUCGAGUACGUGGUUAAAGAUCCGUAUUAUACACUCAACAGCCUAGGCGAGUGCACCCUGCGCGUAGACCACCCCUCGGACCUGGUCAUCACUAUAUAUAUGGAUAACCUGGAGGUGUGGCGCAGCGCAAAGGUCAACCCGGCUAAGGUCGUCGAGACGGCCGAGGAGUGCAAGACAAAGGGCAACGCCGCGCUGGAGAAAAAAGACUACUGUCGUGCGUACGCCUACUACUCCGAGGGACUGGCCAAGGCUGGGUCCAACGAGGGCAUCCGACGCGAUCUGCACUGCAACCGCUCGCACGUCAACCUGGCGCUGCUGCGCUACGAUGAGGCGAGGAGGGAUGCGGAUGCAUCUUUGAUACGUAGCAGUGUCCAGGAGGACAAGUACCUGGAUGCAAAGGCGUACUUCCGGGCAGGUGGUGCGGCCUAUAAGCUGGGUCAGUUUGAGGAUGCUAAGAGCUUCUUCGAGGAACAGCUCAAGCUGCAGCCCGACAACCAAAAAGCGAAGGUCUUUCUCAAAAUUGACCUGCGCGUCAAGGAAAAGACAACCGGUGUAUUCGACUUUAAUAAGGCGAUAAGCAGCUUGUCCAAGACGCAGCAUCGACUGGACUUGGCCAGCUUCGACGGUCCCACCCAAAUCAAGGAGAGCCCCGGCGCCGGGCGCGGCCUAUUCGCAACGCGUGACAUCCAGCCCAACGAGAUCAUACUGGUCGAAAAGGCCUUCUGCGUCAUCUGGAGCUGGGACCGCGACGCCAUGACGGCCAUUACCUGCGACCUGGGCAACGACGCUGCUAUCAAGUUGUUCCCGACAGGCCUGCACCGCGCUGUGGUGCGCAAGCUGCGUAACAACCCCUCACAAAUCCAGAGGCUUCUCGAACUCGCGAGCACAUACAAAGGCCUCGGCGUGGAGCAGCAUUGGAGCGACGAGCAGCCCGUGGUGGACGCUUUCCAGGUUCACGACAUUAUCCAGCAAAACGCCUUUGGACCCGGCGCGCAGUCAGAGGACGAGGACGUCAGCAACACCAGCACGGGAAUCUGGCUUCGAGCAGCCUACAUGAACCACUCGUGCGUCUUCAACGCGACGAAAGUCUUUAUAGGGGAUAUCCUCGUGCUGCGGUCCAACAGGAAGAUUAAGGCAGGAGAGGAGAUUACGCACUGCUACGAUGCGAGAGUCGAUGUGGACGACCGCAACACCAUGCUGCAGAAGACAUGGCAGUUCAGUUGCUCGUGUGCGCUGUGCCAGGCGGAGAGAAAGGAUAGCGCCGAGGUGCGCAAGAAGCGCAAAGAUCUGGUCGGCGAGAUCAGUUCAUUUAUGCAGAGAGAGAGGGCUCUGGGCGCACGGGCCAUUACCGUAAUGAGGGCAAAGAGGCUGAGGGCAGCGGUCAACGCGACGUAUGAUAGGAAGCGGUACGAGGGCCUGCCGAAGCUGGCGCUGUUUUCGAUUGACGAGUGGUUGAGACUAGCGGGCAAAUAG